Debaryomyces fabryi is the source of this 936-nucleotide messenger RNA. RefSeq names its product S-adenosylmethionine-dependent methyltransferase. Gene Ontology annotation, biological process: protein methylation. The transcript has a single exon. The record is from RefSeq and is a predicted model, not a curated record. Lineage: Eukaryota; Fungi; Ascomycota; Pichiomycetes; Serinales; Debaryomycetaceae. Gene Ontology annotation, molecular function: protein methyltransferase activity. Gene Ontology annotation, cellular component: mitochondrion. Bases 1 to 936 code for a protein of 311 amino acids.
AUGCCUAGGAUCUCGCCAAAACUUGUUAAGCAAGCCCUCAGAGAUUCUCCAUUACUAAUUCCACUACUUCGAGCAAAUCCGAAUUUGGAACAAGCAAAAUUGGAAUUAAGAUGGAUUAAAAGCGAACUACCAAGAAGUCAAUGGCUUGAUGCCAUUCGCAGAAGAUCAAAAUUGGAACCAUUACAAUAUAUUCUUGGAUCACAACCGUUUGGUGCAUUGGAUAUACUAUGUCGACGAAAUGUGUUAAUUCCAAGGUGGGAAACUGAAGAGUGGGUAUUGAAAAUAUCUGCUUUAAUACGAAAGCAUCAUAUACGGUCAGACAAACAGCUAAAUAUUCUAGAUGUCUGUACUGGAUCAGGCUGCAUACCCUUAUUAUUAAAUUAUGAAUUAUCUGAAGUUCAAAAUAUUCCUCUUAAUAUACAUGCUUGUGAUAUAUCAAAAUAUGCUGUUGGUCUAUCUAUAGAGAACUUGAAAAAGUAUGGAGAGAAAUAUCCGCUGAGUUCUAAGAAUGUUGAAUUUAGUAAGGGGGAUGUAUUUGAUGAAGAUAUUUUAAAGAAUAUCCUAUCGAAUAAGGAGUUAAAUUUGGUUACUUCUAAUCCUCCAUAUAUUCCACUCCAUGAUUUCAAUUCCCCUGUACAUAUAAAUGGCAUAGAAAAAUCAGUAAGACAAUAUGAACCGUCAAUUGCAUUACUUGGAGAAAACGAGUUUUACGAAGCUUUAAUAAAGAAUAUCAUACUUAAGCUGCAUCUAGAAAGCUUCGUUUUUGAGGUAGGGUACACUGAGCAAGUAGAAUUUGUAGCUAAUAUGCUUCAAGAGAAUAUCAAUUGGCAGUGUGGCAUGAUGAAAGAUAGUUCAGGAAAUGUUAGAUGUGUCGUUGGUUGGUUAAAAAAUUCUAAAAUGAACUACUUGCAAGAAUUAUGUGAAAUAAUAUACUAG